This is a messenger RNA of Lampris incognitus (smalleye Pacific opah), 2586 nucleotides long. It is a transcript of the gene dnm1a, whose product is annotated as dynamin 1a. Gene Ontology annotation, molecular function: microtubule binding; GTPase activity; GTP binding. NCBI's taxonomy places the organism in Eukaryota, Metazoa, Chordata, Actinopteri, Lampriformes, Lampridae. The transcript has 22 exons. The record is from RefSeq and is a predicted model, not a curated record. The coding region runs from base 1 to 2586 and encodes 861 amino acids. Gene Ontology annotation, cellular component: microtubule; cytoplasm; membrane.
AUGGGGAACCGGGGAAUGGAAGAUUUGAUCCCUCUGGUGAACCAGAUGCAAGAUGCCUUCUCUGCUAUCGGUCAAAAUGCAAACUUGGACCUGCCGCAGAUUGCCGUGGUCGGCGGCCAGAGUGCGGGGAAGAGCUCGGUGUUGGAGAACUUCGUCGGGAAGGAUUUCCUUCCCCGUGGCUCUGGCAUUGUGACUCGUCGCCCUUUGGUACUGCAGCUGAUCAACUGUCCCACAGAAUAUGCUGAGUUUCUCCACUGUAAGGGAAAGAAGUUUAUGGAAUUUGAUGAGGUUCGACAGGAGAUUGAGGCAGAGACCGAUCGCGUCACAGGCGCUAACAAGGGCAUCUCCCCGGUUCCCAUUAACUUGCGGGUCUACUCACCUCAUGUGCUCAAUCUGACCCUGGUGGAUUUACCAGGGAUGACCAAGGUGCCGGUGGGGGACCAGCCUGCAGACAUAGAGUUUCAAAUUAGGGAAAUGCUGAUGCAGUUUGUCACCAAGGAGAACUGCCUUCUGCUGGCAGUCUCUCCAGCAAACUCAGACUUGGCCAACUCUGAUGCUCUAAAGAUUGCCAAAGAAGUAGAUCCACAAGGUCAGAGAACCAUUGGUGUGAUCACCAAACUGGACUUGAUGGAUGAAGGGACUGAUGCCAAGGACAUUCUGGAGAACAAGCUCCUUCCACUUAGAAGAGGUUAUAUUGGGGUGGUGAACAGAAGCCAGAAGGAUAUUGAUGGUAAAAAGGACAUCAAUGCUGCUAUGGCUGCUGAGAGGAAGUUCUUUCUCUCUCACCCUGCAUAUAGACAUCUAGCUGACCGUAUGGGGACCCCCUACCUCCAGAAGAUUCUCAAUCAGCAACUGACCAACCACAUUCGAGAUACCUUGCCGGGGCUGCGGGCUAAGUUGCAGAGUCAGCUCCUUUCCAUCGAGAAGGAAGUGGAGGAGUACAAGAACUUCAGACCUGAUGACCCUUCUCGCAAGACCAAGGCUUUGCUACAGAUGGUGCAGCAGUUCUCAGUGGACUUUGAGAAGCGUAUUGAGGGCUCAGGAGACCAGAUCGACACUGCUGAGCUGUCAGGGGGUGCAAGAAUCAACCGCAUCUUCCAUGAACGCUUCCCCUUUGAACUGGUCAAGAUGGAAUUUGACGAGAAGGAGCUUCGCAAAGAAAUCAGCUAUGCUAUCAAGAACAUCCAUGGCAUCAGAACUGGCCUCUUCACCCCGGACAUGGCCUUUGAAACCAUUGUGAAAAGACAGAUUGGGAAGAUAAGAGAGCCUUGCACCAAAUGUGUGGACAUGGUCAUUUCUGAGCUAGUCAAUACAGUUAGACAGUGUACGAAGAAGCUGGCUCAGUAUCCCAUGCUGAGAGAGGAGAUGGAGAGAAUUGUAACCCAGCACAUCAGGGACCGCGAGAGCCGCACCAAGGACCAGGUAUUGCUGUUGAUAGACAUCGAGUUGUCCUAUAUGAACACCAAUCAUGAAGACUUCAUUGGAUUUGCCAAUGCACAGCAGAGGAGCAACCAAAUGAACAAGAAGAAGGCAGCCGGCAAUCAGGAUGAGAUCAUGGUCAUCAGAAAGGGUUGGCUGACCAUCAACAACAUCGGUAUCAUGAAGGGAGGAGCCAAGGAGUACUGGUUUGUUCUCACCGCCGAGUCGCUGUCCUGGUAUAAGGACGACGAGGAGAAGGAGAAGAAGUACAUGCUGCAGGUUGAUAAUUUGAAACUGAGAGAUGUGGAGAAAGGCUUUAUGUCCAGCAAGCAUAUCUUUGCUCUCUUCAACACCGAGCAGAGGAAUGUGUACAAGGACUAUCGUCAGCUGGAGUUGGCAUGUGAGAAUCAGGAGGAUAUUGAUGGAUGGAAAGCCUCCUUCCUCAGGGCUGGAGUUUAUCCUGAACGAGUGACGGAGAAGGAAGGCAAGAGUGACGGUGGGGAUGAGAAUGGCUCAGACAACUUUAUGCACAGCAUGGACCCUCAGCUGGAGCGGCAGGUGGAGACCAUCCGGAACCUGGUGGACUCCUACAUGGCCAUCGUCAACAAGACCGUUCGCGACCUGAUGCCAAAGACCAUCAUGCAUCUCAUGAUCAACAAUACUAAGGAGUUCAUUAAUGCUGAACUGCUUGCCCAGCUGUAUUCAUGUGGUGACCAGAACACACUGAUGGAGGAGUCCCAAGAACAGGCCCACCACCGUGAUGAAAUGCUGCGGAUGUAUCAUGCCCUUCGGGAGGCCCUUGGCAUCAUAGGUGACAUCAGCACCUCCACCAUUACUACCGCUAUGCCGCCACCUGUGGAUGACUCUUGGCUGCAGGUGCAGCGGAGCGGCUCUGGGGGAAGGUCUCCAGCCACCAGUCCAACUCCAAAUAGGAGAGCUCCACCCGGUCCCCCAGCCCGCCCAGGAUCUCGUGGACCACCCCCUGGACCUCCUCCAGCAGGGGGUCCCCCAGUUCCUUCUCGUCCAGGGGCAUCCCCAGACCCCCACAGUGGACCUCCACCCACUGUGCCCUCUCGCCCUAAUCGGGCUCCCCCCAGUGUGCCCAGCCGACCAAACAAAGGCGGGCCCUCUCGCCCAGAGAGCCCUGUGCCGCCUCUUGACUCUUAG